AUGGCAUAUCGGCGGUUCUUCGACUACAAUCCUUACGGCUACUACUAUGCCGCCCCGUACAACUACGACUCUUACUACCAGCAGCAGCCCGCGGCCACCCGCAGGUCCACCAGGGGCAUCUUUGCGGGCGCCGAGCCGGCGGCCGCGAAACCCGCGCCAAGGGCGAGGAAGACGAGGGAGACGAAGACGUCGUUCUCGAUCCCAGUCCACGGGCCCGACUCGGAUAACGAACCGGAGCCAGAGCUGAAGCAGAAGGCGCCGGGAGCGCGCGCGAAACCGGUGGCGCAGGCGAUGUCCGCGAAGGAGGCUGUGGUGAGGAUGCAGGCGGCGGCGCGCGGGUUCCUGGUGAGGAAGUCGGUGCGGGCGGUGCGCGAGGUCGCGCACGAGGCGGAGCAAGUCCGGAAGAAGAUGGCGUCCGAGGCGGAGGCCCUAUUCACGGACCCCAGGGCGCGCGUCGCCGUCGGGGAGGCGCUGAUGAGGAUGCUGCUACGGCUCGACGCGGUGCGCGGCGCGCGCGACUACCGGAGGAGGGUCACCAAGCGAGUGCUUGUGCUGCAGGACGCCGUCGACGCGCUCGAGACUAAGCCGGCGCCGGCGCCGGCGCCUGUGGAGGACGCGACAGAGGUCGACGCACCUGAGGCGACGGCCGUCGAGACGGUGGAGGAGAGCGCGUCAGCGCCGGAGUUGGCAGACGCCGUGGAGCGCGGUGGUGAGAUGGAGAGCAUCAAGACAGCGGUUGACACGCCCACCCAGGUGGAGGUCGACGAAGCAGUAGCCGCCAGCGAUCCUGAGGCGAAAGCGGGAGAGGGAGAGGAAAAGGAAGUGGUGCCGGGCGACGCCAAUGUUGAUGUCGACGAACCGGAGGAUUCGGACGCGGAGGGCGAGUGGGGGAUGGUGAUGGAGGAAAACGCACUCGUGGCAGCCACGCCCGACGACCAGGAGCCACAGCGCAAGGAACCGGCGUGUCCGUUGGAGACCAUGGGGACUGCAAGUGCCGGCGCCGCCUCUGACGGUGUGGACGCGAGGAAGGUGAAGGAGAUGGUGGCCGCGCUGUGCGAGCAGAGCGCGCAACAGUGUGCGGUGAUCGGCGCGCUGGCCGAGCGUGUGGACGCGCUGGAGCGUACCGUGCGGCGGAUGGAGGAUGCCGAGAGCCGCCGGCGCCGGCCCAAGAAGCUGAGCACAUAG
Molecule: messenger RNA, 1185 nt
Organism: Miscanthus lutarioriparius
Lineage: Eukaryota; Viridiplantae; Streptophyta; Magnoliopsida; Poales; Poaceae
Source: the annotation of a GenBank genome assembly